Molecule: messenger RNA, 1289 nt
Organism: Aegilops tauschii subsp. strangulata
Lineage: Eukaryota; Viridiplantae; Streptophyta; Magnoliopsida; Poales; Poaceae
Molecular function (GO): hydrolase activity
Source: RefSeq, a predicted model, not a curated record
CCUCUGCCCUGCCACCGGCAGCCAAUCUCCCCCGUAGAUUCCUUCCCCCCGCACUCACUCCCAUAAGAGAAAGGCGCUCCCCUUUCCGCCGCCCAAAUCCUCCCCCUUUCUCUUCCCCAGCCCUCUCCCUCGUACGCACGCACGCACGCGCCCGUCGCCUUUAUUAACCCCUUUGCUGCCCAGGCCAUUGGAUUCGUGGCGUUGGCGAGCGUGGUCGCCAGGAGAGGAGGGGCGGCGGCGGCGACUGUUCGCGGGAUGAGCUUCGGCGGCGCCAGCUCCGUCGCGGCCGGUGGGAAGCGGCCGUUCGAGUACGGGAGGACGCAUGUGGUGAGGCCCAAGGGCGCGCACAAGGCCACCAUCGUCUGGCUCCACGGCCUCGGCGACAAUGGAGCCAGCUGGUCUCAACUGUUGGAAACUCUUCCCCUUCCUAAUAUAAAAUGGAUCUGCCCAACUGCACCUACGAGGCCUGUGGCAAUUUUUGGUGGAUUCCCAUCUACUGCAUGGUUUGAUGUUGCUGAUCUUUCAGAAGAUUCUCCUGAUGAUGUUGAGGGGCUGGAUUCCUCAGCUGCACAUGUUGCAAAUUUAUUGUCUACCGAACCUGCAGAUAUCAAGCUUGGCGUUGGUGGCUUUAGUAUGGGUGCUGCUACUGCGCUUUACUCCGGUACUUGCUUUGCUCAUGGAAAAUAUGGAAAUGGCAAUCCUUACCCUGUGAACCUAAGUGUGGCUGUUGGUCUCAGUGGCUGGCUCCCAUGCGCCAGGUCAUUGAAGAACAAAAUUGAGAGCUCACAGGAGGCUGCACAGAAGGCUUCAUCAUUACCUCUUAUGCUUUGUCAUGGAAAAGCUGAUGAUGUGGUCCUCUACAAACAUGGAGAGAGGUCUGCUGAUGCACUUAAGUCAACCGGGUUUGCAAAUGUGGAAUUCAAGUCCUACAGCAGACUCGGGCACUAUACCGUUCCAGAGGAGAUGGACGAAGUCGUCAAGUGGCUUACGGCAAGCUUGGAACUCGGCAGUUCCACGUCAACUUGAUCGAAUGAAGAGAUGCCUUGAGAAAGGCUCGGUGUAGCGGCGUCUAAAUAAUAAGUACCUGUGGUUGUGCCGAAUUGAGUGAUAAAAUGGCUGGGUUGCCAACUUGGGCUUUGGGUAUACGGUCAUGUCUUAGCUUGGUGUUUCAUAUGCGGACAUGCCUCGCUGAAUCUUGGUACUAUUGAGAUUUCCAUAUAUUUGGUAUGUGUUUCCAUCCAAAGUUGUGAUCAGUUUGGUUUUGGUUACCAGUGAUAUUUUUGUUUCAA